UUCCUUCAUCAACAUUUGUUCUUCUUUUUUUUAAUUAGACGAGUGGGUACGUUUUUCUUUUUACUUGACAAAUCCCGACAGUGAGACGUUGGAGGGUCCCGGUCACAGGCGCAAACCCAUAUUGCGCCAAAUCAUUUUGUGCGCGUUGAAAAUGCGUUACGAGCUGAGAGGAAGGAUGGCGAUGACCCUGACAAAAACAGUUAAUCUCAUCACAGGCCUGGUCAUUGUUUUCCAGUUACAAAUAAGCUUCAUGAAAUUAAAAUCCGUGUAUGGAGUCUAUCGUACUGACACACAGGGCCUGUCUCCUCCAGAGAGGGGAUCGUAUGUAGUCGCAGGGAACAACAAGCCCAGGGAGAGGAGUCCCAGGUCUGGGGCCCCCAGCUCUGCUGCAGAUAAGAGGGGCCACUACAGAGACCAGCACCAACCAGAAGAGGCAGAUCCAGACCUGCUGAUGGAGGAGGGACACGACAACUCUUCACAGAUUGUGGACAUUGAUCACGCCUACUAUACAUCUAAAGUGUACGGCUCUGGAGACGCAGCCAGUAAAGAGCUGUGGGUGAACGUCGAUGAGAUGGAGGAGGAGGAGGAGUGGAAAGUCUGUGGCUUCCUGUCCAGCACCCACAGACAGGCUGAGAGAGUGAAUCUUUCCUUCGGCUUCCCUUUCUACGGACAUGUACUAAAAGAAAUCACAGUGGCAACUGGAGGUUUCAUUUACACUGGAGAUAUAAUCCACCGGAUGCUCACAGCCACUCAGUACAUCGCCCCUCUGAUGGCAAAUUUUGACCCAAGUCUGUCCAAAAACUCUACUGUGUUUUACUUUGAUAACGGCACCGCACUGGUGGUUCAGUGGAACCGGAUUCACCUCCAGGACAACGUCAGUCUUGGACCUUUCACCUUCCAGGCCGCUCUGCACAGUGACGGACGCAUUGUCUUUGCAUACAAAGAGAUUCCUUUAGAAAUCAACGACAUCAGCACUGAGAAUCAUCCUGUCAAAGUGGGCUUGUCGGAUGCUUUUGUGGUGCUUCAUGAGAUCGAGCAGAUCCCCAAUGUUCGGAGGAGAACCAUUUAUGAGUAUCACAAAGUCGACAUCCUCAAGUCCAAAAUCUCCAACGCUACAGCUGUGGAGAUGCUUCCUCUCCCUAGUAAGUUCAUCCCAUUUAAAUGUCUCCAGUUCUUCAGCUGUGGUCCAUGUGUCACUUCUCAGAUUGGCUUUAACUGCAGCUGGUGCAGUCGGCUACAAAGAUGCUCCAGUGGCUUCGAUCGUAACCGGCAGGACUGGGUCGACCUCGGCUGCCCGGAGGAGAGAAGAGAUCCCCGGUGUCUCAGACUGACAGACGCCACAAACACCACAUCGCGCCACCUCUCACAUACGCCCGCUCCUGUUACGACGACCACAAUGCAGCAGAAGACCGCCAGCAUGACCUCCACCCCCCUACGCAGGACGUCCACUGCCAACCCGUCAACACGCAGCAGCAAAAGCAGAAGAAUAAUCUCCACUCCACAGCCUCCAACCAGCAAACCUGCAGAAGAAGACACAAACAUCUCUUUGCACAUCAGUGAAGCACCAGGACACCAGGAGACGACAGGAGGGAGCGAUGAGCGGCCGCAGACUGGUCUACUGGCGGGCAUCGUCAUGGUGAUGGUCAUCAUGGGAGCAGCCGUCCUCAUGUCUGUCUACAUGUACAACCACCCCACCUCCAGCGCCAGCCUCUUCUUCAUGGAGCGGCGGCCGACCCGCUGGCCCAUCAUGAAGUUCAGACGGGGCUCAGGUCGCCCCUCUUACGCUGAGGUGGAGGCUCCCGGUCAGGACAGAGACAGCGCGGUGGUCAUCGACCCCAAACAGUCUUUCGUCAUGUCAGACAGAAGAGAGAGUGAACAGAAAGAAGGAUUCAUAGUUCCUGAUCAGAGGGAGCGCUUCUUAGUCUCAGAGAGCUCCUGACCAAAACUACGUAUCCCCUGGAUCGCUGUGUGAGGGAGACUUAUUAUUUUCCACUCAGCUGCUCAAGUUCAAUUUAAGAACACAAUUUGAGUGUCCGAGAGAAAAACGUCAAACCUCUAUGAGGAGAAAGUAUCUACAGAACAUUUUAUUUAGUUUGCAUUAGCUGUUUAACACAUAAUGUAACAAAGAGAACUUGUAUUUACUUUGCUCAGGUCACUCGUUCGUGUUUACCGCCGCUGAAUGUUUGUUUUGAGACCACUUUUCUCAAAGACGGCUGUUAGUGUCGUUCCCACACCUUCUUCACAAGGAGGAAUGUUGUGUUCGGGUGUCAUUUCCUCAUCUCAAAAAUACAGACUAAAUUCCUCUCCAUGACACCAUCUGAGGGGCGCAGUGUUUCACUGCUGUUUACCCCGAGCGUAACGUUUAUACCCUGAAACAAAAUGUCUGCAACUGUUGGAAUUUUUACUUUUAUUUUCUGAACUAAAGGCAGACAACAUACUGAUUGGUUUGCUGUACAAAUGUACAAUUCAACAUCUUUCUAACAUGCUAUCAUUUCUCCCACGUAUCUGUAUACUUAUGUAAAUAUAGCUGAUAAUUGUAUCUUCAGUCACUGAACUGUAUAGCUUUAUCCAUCAGCAAGAAAUGGACAAUUAAUGUCAAAAAUACACCUAUAAAUGUAUUAUAAUGAAAACAUUAGGAUUGUUUGUAUUUCACCAGUUUUAUCUCACCUUUUGGAUAAUCUAAAAAAGCCUUAGCGAGCUGAGGCUUUAGUCUGCUGCCUCUUUACCAGAUUGAUCAAUGCUGAUACAACACUGUUAAUAAAGUCAUUUUAUCUACUGUACUUUAGGUAAGUUGACACGAGAAUAAAGUUUCUUAUGCUUUCAGUGA
Cottoperca gobio is the source of this 2827-nucleotide messenger RNA. It is a transcript of the gene plxdc2a, whose product is annotated as plexin domain containing 2a. Bases 152 to 1939 code for a protein of 595 amino acids. NCBI's taxonomy places the organism in Eukaryota, Metazoa, Chordata, Actinopteri, Perciformes, Bovichtidae. The transcript is spliced from 14 exons. The record is from RefSeq and is a predicted model, not a curated record.